This is a messenger RNA of Trichoplusia ni (cabbage looper), 1759 nucleotides long. RefSeq names its product transcriptional adapter 3-B (gene Ada3). Bases 279 to 1667 code for a protein of 462 amino acids. Gene Ontology annotation, cellular component: SAGA complex. Gene Ontology annotation, molecular function: transcription coactivator activity. The transcript is spliced from 2 exons. The record is from RefSeq and is a predicted model, not a curated record. Gene Ontology annotation, biological process: regulation of transcription by RNA polymerase II. NCBI's taxonomy places the organism in Eukaryota, Metazoa, Arthropoda, Insecta, Lepidoptera, Noctuidae.
CUACCUGCACAAAAACGAAGUUUCUUUUUGUAUUGAUGAACAAUUAAAGCAAUGGUGUAGUGAUCGUGUAAGACAAUCAUUAAGACGAGAAUUCAAAAAUUAUUUGUAUAAUGCUUAUAUCAAAUAUGAAAAUACACUAUUAAAAUUAUUAACCAAACACCAGAUUGUGCCUCCAUAUAAUAUUAACUAGUUCGAAAAAAUACGCUUUAAGAACGAGAUAUUGACGCUUGAUAUGUUUAUGUUGGAGUGUUUUCGCGGGUAAAUUUGAUUGCAACAACAUGUUGGGAAAGAGAAUGCACCAUAAUACCAAAGGAAGAUUGGCUAGCAAGGGCCACGAUAAUGGAAAACCCUCAAGCCCGGGGCUAUCACCUUACAACAAGCCUGCCAAAAUACCAGGGGCUGUAUCAGUUGGUAAAACUAAGGUAGAAGUCUGUCCAAUACCCUAUAUAAAAAUACAAGACAAUGCUGUGCACUUACCGCGCUUCACAGCUAUCGCAGCUAGGUCUGCUGAUGAGCCAAUAGGCAUGGAUGAACUGGACUCUCUGCAGUUGGAGUUGGAAUCACUUUUAGGGAAUACAGCUCUUCGUAUCAGAUAUUACCAAGCUGAAAUUGAAAGUAUUGACACAAAUGAAUCUAAGCGAGAGAAGAAAGGAAAAGCUGCUGGUAAACAAUUACAAUACCCUGUCAAGAGAAAAUUUCCUGAUGACAAAUUAGUGAAAACCAAAGAUUACACUAAGUUGUCGAACCAACCCAAAAUGUCCAAGUUUAAAGUAGCCAAUGCUUCUACAGGUGGAUCCCACAAUUACUCUAAUGAUGUUGUGAAUUCAGAUAACUCUGUCAAACUAGAACUUUCACAGUUUGCACUGCCAAAGAAUAAUAUUCCAUACAAAUUCUGGAAUUCAGUUGAUCCCUAUUGUGCUCCAGUAACUUUAGAUGACAUCAAAUUUCUGGAAUCUCUGCUUGCACAGAGUAGCAACACAACUUUACCUCCAAUCCCACCUCUUGGACGGCACUAUUCUGAGGUAUGGGCUGAUGAACACCUUGCUGAAGACCAAAAUGCAUCAAACCCUAACAAACAAAAAUCAUCUAUGUCCCCUGACGCAUCAAGCAUUCGUAAAAAACUUGAGAAAUCAAAUGAAAACAUGAUUACUGGGCCUUUGACACAAAGAUUGGUAUCAGCACUUAUGGAAGAAAAUUUAAUGAAUUAUGAGGUCCCUGACGUAAAAGUGAAACAGACAACAAAUACCAAAAGUAGCUAUAAGAAUUCACUGACAUUAGAAAAAUGCUUAAGAAAGGAGUUAGUGGAGCAAGGUAUAUUGGAUCCAGAAGAUUUGCCACCUCUGACAAACCCAGCAGAUGAUGAAAUACUGGCUGAAAUCAAAAAGUGCCAAACUGAACUGACAGCAGUAAAGAAAGAUAAUUGUCGUAACUUGAAGCAUCUCAUUGGGCUGUGUAAACAAGAAAUGAUUAGACUGAAUCUUAAAAAACAGCUGGAUCAAGUUGAUAUGGAAUGUAUUGAUAUUUAUAAGAAAAUGGUAGCGGCUAAGCAGAAGAAGAGACCUAUCACUAAGAAAGAAAAAGAAGAUGCUUGGAGAGCUAUUAAUGAGCAGAUCAGGCUCAACAAAGAAAUUAAUGCUUUGCCUUUGACAGGUCCAAAUUCAAUCUAAACAAUAUUUUUAAAUUUAAAGUAUUCUAUGGGGCUAGUUUAAGAUUGUUAUAGGUACCUAUUAUUUAGAAAUAAAUAACAUCAAUAAUUAAA